AUGUUGUUGGAAUGUGUGAGUUGCAAAACUGUUCAUGUUGUGGGAGACCAAUUGGGCUGGAACAUCCCCAGCCGACAAAAUUUCUUCGAUGAUUGGGCUAAGAAAAAAACCUUCGUCGUUGGUGACCGGCUUGUUUUCCAGUACCACCCUGGUCUGGACACAGUGGUUAUGGUAAAUAAUAAAGAGGAUUACGAGAAUUGCAUAACGAAAAAUGUAAUUGAGACGUAUUUCAAUGGAAACUCAGGUCUUACUUUGGAGGAAGCUGGUGACUAUUAUUUCUUCUCUUCUGUUGGUAAGCAUUGCGAGGCUGGCGUAAAGCUUCACGUCACUGUUACUAAUCCCCUCAAAUUCUCUCAGUAA
Molecule: messenger RNA, 360 nt
Organism: Vigna radiata var. radiata (mung bean)
Lineage: Eukaryota; Viridiplantae; Streptophyta; Magnoliopsida; Fabales; Fabaceae
Product: stellacyanin-like
Exons: 2
Coding region: 1-360 (119 amino acids)
Cellular component (GO): plasma membrane
Molecular function (GO): electron transfer activity
Source: RefSeq, a predicted model, not a curated record